Messenger RNA from Lodderomyces orthopsilosis Co 90-125, 1035 nucleotides. It is a transcript of the gene DUS4, whose product is annotated as tRNA dihydrouridine synthase. Lineage: Eukaryota; Fungi; Ascomycota; Pichiomycetes; Serinales; Debaryomycetaceae. Gene Ontology annotation, biological process: tRNA processing. Gene Ontology annotation, molecular function: tRNA dihydrouridine synthase activity; flavin adenine dinucleotide binding. The record is from RefSeq and is a predicted model, not a curated record. The transcript has a single exon. The coding region runs from base 1 to 1035 and encodes 344 amino acids.
AUGCCAUCAUCACUACCGAAACGACCACUUAGCAACCGUCCUACUUCCAUAAUCAAGAAAUGUCAAGAUCAAAACAGACCCGCGUACAUAGCUGGUCCUAUGGUUCGUUACUCUAAACUUCCGUUUCGUGAAUUAUGUCGAUUCUACAAAGUCGAUAUUGUUUAUACUCCCAUGAUUUUAGCUCGUGAAUUUGUUAGAAAUGAUAUUGCACGAUACUCUGAUUUUACCACUAAUGACAAAGACCAACCUGUUAUUGUUCAAGUUGGCGUGAGUAAUGUUGAAGAUUUCAUGAAAUUUAUUGAAAUGAUUCACCCAUAUGUUGAUGGAAUAGGGAUAAACUGUGGUUGUCCCAUACGAGACCAGAUUCGCGAAGGUAUAGGAGCAGCACUAAUGAGUAAGCCUCGACUAGUGGCUGAUUUGAUUACAACGGCAAAGGCCAAAUAUGGUGAUUCCAUAUGCAUCGAUACCAAAAUACGUAUCCAUAAUGAUAUAAACGAAACGAUAGAAUUUGUCAAGCUUAUUGAAGAAGCUGGAACCGAUAUCAUUACCAUCCAUGGUCGUACCAAAACUACGCGGUCAUCUGUUCCUGUGAAUUUAGAUGCAAUUAAAACACUACGCCAGAAUAUCAAAUCUGUUCCUGUCAUAGCCAAUGGUGAUUGUUUCACCUUGGAUGAUUGUAAUCGAAUUGCAGAAUAUACUGGAGUCGAUGGAGUCAUGUCUGCACGAGGAGUGCUAGCGAAUCCAGCUUUAUUCACCGGAUUGAAUAAGACUCCGUGGAGUGCCAUAGAGAUGUUUAUGCAUUUAACCACAAGCUAUGGCAUACCAUAUAAAUUAUCGCAAUAUCAUGUGGUGCAGUUGAUGGAGAAUAUGGAUAUACCUAGAAGGAUAAUCAAAGAGAUCAAUGAAAGCAAGAACAUGAUAGACAUAAUUGACCUACUAGACAAGUACUUUUAUCUCAAAAGAAAGCUGGAAAAGGGCUUCGCUACAGCGGUUGAGCCCAAUUGGAAAGUAUCACCAGACAGUGAAUCUGCAUAG